AUGGGAGACAUGGGCGAUCCACCAAAAAAAAAACGUCUGAUUUCCCUAUGUGUUGGUUGCGGCAAUCAAAUUCACGAUCAGUAUAUUCUGAGGGUUUCUCCGGAUUUGGAAUGGCAUGCAGCGUGCUUGAAAUGUGCGGAGUGUAAUCAGUAUUUGGACGAGAGCUGUACGUGCUUUGUUAGGGAUGGAAAAACCUACUGUAAAAGAGAUUAUAUCAGGUUGUACGGGAUCAAAUGCGCCAAAUGCAGCAUAGGCUUCAGCAAAAACGACUUCGUGAUGCGCGCCCGCUCCAAGGUGUACCACAUCGAGUGUUUCCGCUGUGUAGCCUGCAGCCGACAGCUCAUCCCGGGAGACGAAUUUGCACUGCGGGAGGAUGGGCUUUUCUGCCGCGCGGACCACGAUGUGGUGGAGAGGGCCAGCCUGGGAGCUGGAGACCCUCUCAGCCCCUUGCAUCCAGCGCGGCCACUGCAAAUGGCAGCUGAGCCCAUCUCAGCUAGGCAGCCAGCUCUUCGGCCUCACGUCCACAAGCAGCCCGAGAAGACCACCCGCGUGCGGACUGUGCUCAACGAAAAGCAGCUGCACACCUUGCGGACCUGCUAUGCCGCCAACCCUCGGCCAGAUGCACUCAUGAAGGAGCAACUAGUGGAGAUGACCGGCCUCAGCCCCCGAGUGAUCCGAGUCUGGUUUCAAAACAAGAGGUGCAAGGACAAGAAACGCAGCAUCAUGAUGAAGCAGCUCCAGCAGCAGCAGCCUAACGACAAAACUAAUAUCCAAGGGAUGACAGGAACUCCCAUGGUGGCUGCUAGUCCGGAGAGACACGAUGGUGGCUUACAGGCUAACCCUGUAGAGGUGCAAAGUUACCAGCCACCCUGGAAAGUACUGAGCGACUUCGCCUUGCAGAGUGACAUAGAUCAGCCUGCUUUUCAGCAACUGGUCAAUUUUUCAGAAGGAGGACCAGGCUCUAAUUCCACUGGCAGUGAAGUAGCAUCGAUGUCCUCUCAACUCCCAGAUACACCCAACAGCAUGGUAGCCAGUCCUAUUGAGGCAUGA
Messenger RNA from Arvicola amphibius (Eurasian water vole), 1050 nucleotides. RefSeq names its product ISL LIM homeobox 1 (gene Isl1). The transcript is spliced from 6 exons. The record is from RefSeq and is a predicted model, not a curated record. Gene Ontology annotation, cellular component: nucleus. Gene Ontology annotation, molecular function: DNA-binding transcription factor activity, RNA polymerase II-specific; cis-regulatory region sequence-specific DNA binding. Bases 1 to 1050 code for a protein of 349 amino acids. Gene Ontology annotation, biological process: neuron fate specification; positive regulation of transcription by RNA polymerase II; axonogenesis. Lineage: Eukaryota; Metazoa; Chordata; Mammalia; Rodentia; Cricetidae.